Messenger RNA from Peniophora sp. CBMAI 1063, 864 nucleotides. Lineage: Eukaryota; Fungi; Basidiomycota; Agaricomycetes; Russulales; Peniophoraceae. The record is from the annotation of a GenBank genome assembly.
AUGCCACAAACGUCGACUAGCCCACCUGGCAUCUCAGGAAGCUUUCUUCGUCGGCUCAUUGCGCUGUGGCAGCAGUAUGUACGCAGUUUACGCCACUGGUACGAGCAGUCGUGCUGGUGGCAUCGGCUUCCAUCUCUGCUCUGGAGAGCUACCUGUGGGCGGUGGCUCUUCGCAAAGGCUGCCUUGUCGCGUCAUGAAGCUGACGCAGAGAUCAGUGCGAUGCGCUUUGUUCGCGCGCAUACGAGCAUACCUGUACCUCACGUGUGGGGUUGCAUACGCUUACCUUGGGCCAGACACGAUGACUGUCAUAUCAUCAUGAAUCGUGCCGCCGGAGUUAACCUCGACAGUAUCUGGCGGAAACUCGACGAAUCUGCCCGGGAUCGCGUCGUUGAUCAACUCAAACCCUUCGUCGACGAGAUGCGUCGCAUACCAUCUCCCCAUGGCUCAGCCAUCUGUGCGGUGAACGGUAGCUCUGUGGUCGAUCACCGGCUUCCCUAUCGUCAACGAGGGCCCUUCGCUGACGAACAGGCGUUCAAUCGCAUACUACGGUACUUUGAGCCAUUGCACCUCCUUCCACCGGAUAUAGUGGCGGCGCAUGCUCUAUCACAUCCUAUUGUUCUCACACAUGGCGACCUCAUGCCGCGCAACAUCAUGGUCGAUCCCUCCACCUUGAAGAUCACCGCAGUCGUUGAUUGGGGUUGUGCGGGAUGGUUCCCGGCUUGGUGGGAAUAUCGGAAGUCCGUCUGGACGGCGUACUCUGCUCUCGAGAAGAGAUCUUGGGUCCCGCGACUUUCCCGGUUCAUGACGAUCUACCCCAUGGAGACAGAGGCGGACGACUAUCUUGUGCGGCAGUUCCCGCCAUGA